Molecule: messenger RNA, 1544 nt
Organism: Diatraea saccharalis (sugarcane borer)
Lineage: Eukaryota; Metazoa; Arthropoda; Insecta; Lepidoptera; Crambidae
Source: the annotation of a GenBank genome assembly
AUAUAUCAUAUGGAAACAUCGAGUACUUUCGAUAUAUCGAUGAUAUUUGAUUUAACAUCCCUAUCCUGUCAUGCACAAACUGGAAGUUUGAUACACGUCAUAGUUUGCAAAGGUUAUUUUCUAAAAAUGAAAAUGAAGCUACCUUUACUUUUUACGGUAGUCUUAUACUUAUCAGCAGCUUUUGCUGAUCAGGAAACGUUAGUUUUAGUUGACAAUCUAAAUGUAAGAGAGACUCACUCACAGUUUUUCAAGUCUCUUCAAGAUCGAGGCUACAGUCUUACGUAUAAACUAGCUGAUGAUGCCAACUUAGUCCUCGCCAAAUAUGGACAGUAUUUGUACAAGAAUUUGAUUAUUUUUGCUCCUUCUGUAAUCGAGUUUGGAGGACAAAUCGAUUCAGAAGCUAUCACUAAAUUCAUCGAUGAUGGUGGUAAUCUUCUUAUGGCCGGCAAUUCUGUAGCCGGUGAUGUAUACAGAGAGAUAGCUUCUGAAUGUGGAUUUGAGAUGGAUGAAGAGUCUGCAGCUGUUAUAGAUCACUUCAACUACGAUGCCAGUGACGAUGGUGAACACACUAGGAUUGUUGUAUCUCCUAAGAAUAUGAUCAACUCUCCUACUAUUGUUGGAUCACAGAACUUACAACCUCUACUCUUUGAAGGCACAGGGCUUAUCUUGGAUAAAGAUAAUAAUUUGGUUUUGCCAAUCCUCACUGCAGAUAGUACCGCCUACAGCUAUAAUCCUAAGAGCCAGGUCAAGGAAUACCCCCAUGCUGUAGGACGAAAGACAGUGCUGAUUGCUGCACUUCAAGCCAGAAACAAUGCCAGAAUUGUUUUCAGUGGCUCACUGUUCUUUUUCUCUGAUGAGGCCUUUAACUCCCCUAUUUCUAAAGUGCAUGGAGAUAAAGUAAAAGCCAACAAGUCUGGUAACAAGGAGCUAGCAAUACAUCUCAGCCAAUGGGCGUUUGGUGAGCGUGGUAGGCUGCGCGUCCGCAAUGUGCACCAUCACCGCAAGGGUGAAAAAGAAUCUUCCAACACAUACACCAUCACAGACACAGUGGUCUACAGAAUUGAAAUAGAAGAGUUGAAGAAUGGCAAAUGGCAACCAUUUGAUGCCAAUGAUGUGCAACUUGAGUUUGUUCGCAUUGAUCCUUUUGUCCGCAUCACACUCAAAAAGCAACCAAAUGGUGCAUAUGAAGCUGUGUUUAAGGUGCCUGACGUGUGGGGUGUCUACCAGUUCAAGGUUGAUUAUGACAGAGUUGGCUACACCAGACUAUAUCAUUCCACACAGGUGUCUGUGCGGCCGCUGCAGCAUACGCAGUAUGAACGAUUCAUCCCAAGUGCUUAUCCCUACUAUGUGAGUGCUUUCUCGAUGAUGUUGGGCGUGUUCCUGUUUUCCUUCGUUUUCCUCUACUAUAAGGAAGAUCCGCCAAAGACAAAGAGUGAAUAGGUAGUUUCAUAAGGUUAUAUAAAGUUUGAUUGAUAUUCAUAAUACAAUGCAUUGUGUGUAAGAAUGUCUGUAUCUUUUCUUAAUAAAUUUACCGUCUAAUAAAU